Messenger RNA from Sciurus carolinensis (gray squirrel), 1265 nucleotides. It is a transcript of the gene Mrpl41, whose product is annotated as mitochondrial ribosomal protein L41. NCBI's taxonomy places the organism in Eukaryota, Metazoa, Chordata, Mammalia, Rodentia, Sciuridae. The coding region runs from base 724 to 1131 and encodes 135 amino acids. Gene Ontology annotation, molecular function: structural constituent of ribosome. Gene Ontology annotation, biological process: translation. The transcript is spliced from 2 exons. Gene Ontology annotation, cellular component: mitochondrial large ribosomal subunit. The record is from RefSeq and is a predicted model, not a curated record.
GGCGGAGGGUGCAUGGAGAGGGGCAAUGACCACGACACCGCCGGGCCGAGGGAGAGGAGCGCGGCCACAGAGCUAAGCCGGAGGAGCAGGGUGGAUGUUCCGGGCCCAGAGGUGAUGAGCCUGGGGACCGAAAGGGCCUGAUUCCCUCGGCCAGAGGCGCAGGCGGCCCAUCACUGGCCCGCCCCUCUGCUGCUGGUCGGUCGCCAAGCCGCGGCCGCCGAGGGAGGGACAGGCCCGAGUUCCCCGAGCCCCCAGCGAUUCCGGAGGAGCACCCCUCCUGGACAGUAGUGCACGUGUGCUCGGGACACCGCAGGUCCGUUCAGGGGCUACUUCGGGCCCGCGCUGGCGGUGGCUGACGCCAGGACCGGCGCCACCGGCGGCCCUCUGCGCACCACCUGUGCGCAUCCUGUCCACAACAGUUGGACUCAGAUCGCCGCUUCCGGCGCGCGCGGUGACCCGCGGGUCCGCGCGCUCCGCAGUCCCGCCUCAGCUCUCCACCCAUUGGCCGAGUCCCUUAAGCCACGCCCCUCAGCUGCGGCUGCGCGUCGGACCCAGCGGCGGCCAAUCGGAACUGCUCUUGUUGCAGAGCGCCCGGUCCGCAGUCGAUCCGAGUGCCGCGAGGUCGCAGCGGGGGUCCACCAGCGCUUCGCUUUGGUUUAGGCCCGGCGCUGGGUGCCCGAACCGUCGGAGGCAGAGUCAAGAGCCGCCAGCUCAGGGCACGUCAUGGGUUUCCUGACCGCAGUGACUCAAGGCUUGGUGCGUGGAGCAGACAGAAUGAGCAAGUGGACCAGUAAACGAGGGCCGCGCACCUUCAACAAAGGACGGGGCGCCAAGGGCACAGGCAUGCGUGCCUCGGGCUGGAAAUUUGUACAGAUAAAGGAACAGGUCCCAGAAUUUGUUGUCCCAGACUUGACUGGCUUCAAGCUCAAGCCCUAUGUGAAUUACCGAGCUCCUGCAGGCACAGACACACCACUGACUGCCAAAGCACUCUUCCUGGAAACAGUUGCACCUGCUAUCCAAAAGGACUUUAAAGAAGGCACUUUCAGUCCUGACAACCUGGAAAAGUACGGCUUUGAGCCCACACAGGAGGGCAAGCUCUUCCAGCUGUAUCCCAAGAACUUCCCACGUUAGAAAGUACAGUGAUCAUGAGCAUAAAUUUGCCUUGGAACUAGAGGCUGCACUGGCCCAGCCUAAGAUCAUGAGUUCCUGGAGGAGUAGGAGGCAGUUUCCCUAUCUCAUUUCUAUUAAAAGCGUUGCUAACCCUG